Molecule: messenger RNA, 330 nt
Organism: Cryptococcus amylolentus CBS 6039
Lineage: Eukaryota; Fungi; Basidiomycota; Tremellomycetes; Tremellales; Cryptococcaceae
Exons: 1
Coding region: 1-330 (109 amino acids)
Source: RefSeq, a predicted model, not a curated record
AUGACUCCUGGUCCAGGCUCCAACACCCCGGGUGAUAUCAGGAGGGAAUCGGUACUGGAGGCGUACGGCUACCGAUCGUCUUUCAACGAAACGGCCAUCCAUGACCAGCCUAUCAUCUACACCGAGGCCGAGAAAGUCCUUCCCCGGCACCACUGGACUCACGCCGAGUACCUCGACUACCUCUCAGGGCUUGGGGUCAACUUCGUGGUGGCCACGCCAUUGAAGGUGGAUGUGUUGCUCGCGCGGGCGGCAAAAUUUGGCUGGGGCGCUGGGGAGGGGGUAGGUGUUGGAAAUGGGAGGGCUGGGUGCUGGCGGUCUAAUGUCAUGUAA